Messenger RNA from Stomoxys calcitrans (stable fly), 5477 nucleotides. It is a transcript of the gene knockout, whose product is annotated as probable serine/threonine-protein kinase DDB_G0282963. The coding region runs from base 1689 to 4925 and encodes 1078 amino acids. The transcript is spliced from 8 exons. The record is from RefSeq and is a predicted model, not a curated record. Lineage: Eukaryota; Metazoa; Arthropoda; Insecta; Diptera; Muscidae. Gene Ontology annotation, cellular component: cytoplasm; nucleus. Gene Ontology annotation, molecular function: RNA polymerase II transcription regulatory region sequence-specific DNA binding; DNA-binding transcription activator activity, RNA polymerase II-specific. Gene Ontology annotation, biological process: positive regulation of transcription by RNA polymerase II.
AAGACUAUCCCUGAGUGUGGGGAGCGAAGCAAAAGAAAAAUCGAAAAACGAAUUGCGAAAAUGCUGAAAUUGUAAACCAAACACCACCACCUUACCACAACCCUCCCCCGGGGGGCCAAUAUUCACAUACAUGUAGUUAGUCAAUCUUAUGCACGUAGUUAAAACGUCUUUAAUGAACGACCAAGACAAAGUUGUUUUUGUUGUUGUUUGGCCUCCUCAAGUACAACACCACAUACGGAUGCGGUGGAGUUUGUGUAUCGGGAUGGCAUGGAUGCAUGCAUAACUGAUGCAGCCAGCGCCAGUCUGCUCAUAAUUCCAGUUUUGUUUUUGUGUACAAAAAAAAAAAAACAAAGAAGAAGACAACUGAUUUUGUUGCCUCCCCAAUCCGCAAUUCAAUCGGUUUACCAUUCGGACGCUUGCCGCUUGGUCUCGAGUGUUGAAUAUUUUGUUGUUGUUGUUUUUUUUUGCUCUUCACCAAAAACAAGCAGAAUCACACAUACUAAGUAGACAAAGCCUGGAGAAGCACAAUAACCAAGAGAAGAAAAAGAAAGAAGACAUCGAUGCUGGCAAAGUGGAUGGCAAGGCCUUUUGUUUUUGUGAAAUCGAACUGAGAGGCCGACAGACAGCCGCAUUUACUUAUUGAGUGCGAGAGUUUACUUACCUACAUACUGUCAGUACUACAUGCAUGUGCCCAAUGCAAGGCUGGAUGUGUGUAAAUGCUGUUGUUGCCUAGAGUACUUCAACAACGUUCGUAAAUGUGUAAACACAUAAACACACGCUUAUAACACAUUUUCAAGACAAAAGCAGAGCUGUCCGCAGCCGCCAAUGGGGAAUGAAUGCAGAGGCAGAAUUGAACGCAGACAGCAUUGAAGAAAGAGUAAAUGAAGUUAUUGAGAGUACAAGAAAACAUAUGAGCAGCAAGCAAAAUACUACAACAUCAACCGACAAUUCUCCCAGCUUGGUGGAAAAAGCAACAGAGAGCUGUUAUGCUGCUUACAACUAAAGUCUAGGCCGAGAACGACUCGAAACGAAUAACAUCGGUCAGUAAAACGAUUUGCCAAAGUAAACGAAGAGCUGCAGCCGCAACAACGACGACGACUUGGCCAAAAGGAAUCCCAACCGGGUUUCGUCAGUUGAUUACCGUCUGUUGUCGUUGUGCGUUGUUUUGCGAAAAUCUCUGGAAUUUCGUAGCCGUUCCGCCGCCGCUGUUGUUGUUUAGUGUAGAGUGUGCGCGCGUGAUGUCAAGGUGAUGUUGGUGCGCGCGCGUGUGUGUGCAAGUACAACGACGCGUCAAUACUUGCCGAUUAUAGAGUGUGAGUGAACAAAAAUAACAGAAAAAUUUAGAAGAAAAUAAAAAUAGCAAUAAAAAAAGAUCACCCGUUUGACAAGUUGUAGUGUUUCGACAUAACCCCGGAAGAAUAGUAAAAAAAAAAAAUUAAAGCGUCUAACGUUUAACGCCCGGGCCUAACAGCAAAGUAAAGAAAAUCAAAAAACAAGAAUAGAACAACAAAUUAGCCACCGGCUUAACACCAGCCAGUUGGCCAUACAGCUUUACCAUUCCACACUUUACCCAAGACCGGCUUAAAGUAAACUCUGUGGCGUCGUGGUGGCCAGCAGUGACAACUAUACCGGCAACAUAUAACAGCACCAUUGGAUUUAACCUGAAACCUGCAAAUAAUUCACAAAUUAUGGGUACCAAAUCGCCAGGUGGACCCCAGCGCUGCCGAUUAAUUCUCAAGCAGUGCCUGGCCAUACAGUUGUCUAAGCCCGGUCACACUUUGGAUGACUUUUGGAUGUAUGACUCAGGCUAUAUGAUUUUCCAGAAUUUCUUAUCGGCCAAUGCCCAAUGCUGGUGGAAUGCCCCACUGACUGCAGCUACUCGUGCUUUACGAUAUGCCGGCCAUGUUGCACCCGGUAUGCUGUUGGUAUGCGGCGAGCCUUGCGCCCUGGAGGUGGUGCGAGGAGCCUUUGCACGUAGUGUCCUUAAGCCACCAGCGACGUAUAUCAUCAGUUCUGUGGGCGACAUUGAAGACUGCAUUGUCACCCCCAUUAUGCAAGGUCAAUUUACACCUCUGCCCGAAGCUUUAUGUGAUGUCAUUAUGGACCUGACAGCCGAUGGUCAUUCGGCUACCAUGGAAAAUAUACGCACAAAAAUUCAAGUACGUUUUCCCCAUAUGACAGCACCCUCAGUAGAUGUGAUUUAUGAUUCGUUGGCCCAACUGAUGCAGGAUCAAAAAAUCUAUCAGACAGCCAAGGGAUACUUCAUACUAACACCAGAACGACGCCGUUCUCGUUCUCGCCCCCGCAGUCAUCACAAUGGUUAUGACGAUUUAAAUGAAUCGGCUGAAAGUGUACCCUCGGAGCCACGCACCAUGUUGAUGACAAAUGAAGAGGCUCUCCAUUCGUUAUAUGGAGAGAUCUCAACGGAACGUGAUGGCGAUUUAACGCAUCAAUGCAUACAGACCAAUUUGGCCGAUGUCAUAUGCGGCGGUAAUCCAAGUGAUAAAAUCCUAUAUCCUCGAACCUCAAAACGACGCAGUUCUUCCUUCCCCACCCCUAGAAGUUUAGAACGAAGGCAUAGUUUGCGACUGUUCGGUUCAUCGAAACGUCUGCAACGUUGUGCCUCCACCCGAAGUCUAUCAAAGACCUAUGCACAGACCUUAAAUACGGAUAGCAGCAGUUCGGAGUACCAAAGCACAGAUUCUUCGUCACCAAAAAAAGGAUCUUUGUUAUCGCGUCUCUUUCGUCGUAGUGGACGAAAUAAGACGCGCCAACUGGAAACAUACUCUGCACAAUUCCCUCCAGCUGAAUGGUUCAACUCUAAAGCAGUGCAUCUACAUAGUGUGGGUACACAGACCCAAGAUCAUGACCUGCCUACCAUUCACACUUUGUCCAAUUCCACAUUUUAUGAUGGCUCAGAGCUCAGUCAACGUUCAAUGACUCUACCGAGGCGUCAUCGGCGUAAUUUAUCCAGCGAAUCCACGUUUGUGAUAUCUUCAAGGGAUUGUUCGCCCAUAAGAAGACGAUCGCCUGCCUAUAGCAGCAGUUCUUUGCCAAGAUCCACGCAAUCCAUACCUGCCACAGCUAACAAUAGUAACAGCAACACUAACAGCGGCAAUGGAGGUUUUACGACUACCAACACAACCUCAAGCAGUGUCAAUAAACCGCCGGUCACAAUGACCGCACGGGCCAGCACUCCUUAUCGUAGUUCACAAAAGUCCAUACAAAGUGGUUCGGUGGCUAGACACAUGCUGGAGCAUUCCCCAUCGCGGAGUACCACGAAUUCUUCACAGAAGGUAAUACCAACUCUAAGGAAUCAGGAGCCAAGGCCAGAUUACCGUAUGUGGCAGAGUGGACCCUCAAGCUUGGAAUCAGGCAAGACUUCCGUGUUUGCAACAUCUGGACCCUCCAGCAUAGACAGCGGCAAGGUUUCAUAUAUACGAACCAGUGGUCAUUCUAGUCUAGAAUCGCAGCGUUCAACAGGUUCUACGGUCAUACAGCCUAGGUCGAUUAUAAUGCUGAAUGGCUCGCCAAGAGGUACACCCAGACAUCAGGUGUUAAGGGCACGCAAUGCAGAGCAAGUAAUGAGAAAUCAUCAAUCAUCGUCCACCACACCUCCCUCUUCUAUGAAUGCGGCACCCAGCUCCAUUGAGUCACGCUUUAGUGCCAACAGCAGAGAUAGCUCACACACGGAGAACGUGGAGAAUUGUUCACCCAUAUCCAAUUCACCUUCCAGUAAUUCCAUAACCCUCAAGCUGACCACCUCGAAUGAUGGCCAACACUGUUUGCCCAACACAAAGAUUGUGGUGCAAAACUCACCCGCUCAAAGUGUUAUAACAUUUGAGAAUAGCAAGCUGAAUGAGAAUUCCAAUGUGUUCAUAUUCAAUAAUGAGACGACAAUGAACGAAAAGGGCCAGAUCCUCAAAAAGACUUUGUCGAAGCAGCAUAUGGGAGUGGGGGCCGCCAAGCAAACAUCAAGUGUGGUGAAUAAUGCACCCCCAGAACUUGCACCCACACCCGAGUCUCAAUUUAAUGGGGAAAAUGGCUCCAAUCGAGGAUCGGACACCGAGACCUGUGACUCCAUGUCCUACAUGAGUUCAUUGUCUUCGGAUAAACCUCCAGAUUCGCUGGAGUUCAGCAAGCCACCCAAGAACUUUCUGGCAGAUAAUGCCAACUCCAGUAGCAUCCCAGCGGCAAACACUGCCAUGAACAAUAGCCGCAAGCUAUGCCUUACGGUACCACCGUCCAACAGUGGUCAUUUGAUAUUCAAGAAUAAUGUACUCAAAAGCAGUGACUCCCAGCCCAGUACUCCCUGUGAUGACAAAUCGAUGCCUGGCAACGAUUUAACCAAAGCCAAAGUGGAAAUGACCGGUUCCGUGGGAAAUCUAAGAUUCUAUGAGAAAACCUCCAAGGACACCUUGAACAAAACCAUCAACUCCAAUUGUGAGUUGAACAACUUGCGCUAUGAGUCAUCCACGCUGUUGGCCAAGAAUGAUAAUCUGAAUUCGAAUACAUCGCUGAGUGGAGGAACCGGUGGCAGUUUGGUACAGAUACUGCAGAAAAAUCUCAACUCCAUUGGCAGUGAACCCAAUUUGGCCCAAAAGGAUACCAACUGCGGCAGCACGGUGGACAAGUCAAUAAAAAAGGAUACUUUGGAUCGACGCCUGAGCCUUUCUAGGGAACACCAGGCAGAAGCUGAAGAUUUGUACAACUUUCCCAGCCUAACUGACCUCUCCUUUAAUUUUACCUCAUUGGCGGCGCAGAAAAUUCUGCAAGGCGUGAGUUUGAAUAGCAUUGACACCUUGGUGGAGUUGAAUAUGGCCGCUGCAGCAGCAGCAGCUGCGGCCGCCAAUGCCUCAGUAGCAUUGGACAAACCUCAGAAUAAUCAACCCACACCAGUGUGUACAGAUUAUGGACUUAUUUAGGCGCCGGCCAUUGAUGUCUGACAUAAGGUGAAAUUGGAGACCGUUGUGGAACUUGGAAUGUAAUUCCCUCCCCCAAAACAUCAACAUCAUCGUCCAUCGUCCAGUGCCAAAAUAAUUAGUUCAAAAUAGCAAUAGCUCUUAGUUUACUAUAAAUCCCCCCACACUCUCACACACACACACAUACACAAAGAAAGAAACAAGCAUUCACAGACUCAACACUUGAAAUAUUUGUAGAGUUCCACAAAUACGGUUUAGAAUAGCAUACGAGUAUAGUAAAUCCUUACGAUACCCUUACUAUAGGCGCAAAGCCAUUGAAAGGUCGAAGCGACUUUUUCUAAAGAAAAAGAUGAUCCUUUUGAAUGGCUUAAACGCUUCUUAAUAUGAAUUAGACUCAGGAAUUUAUUAUUGACUUUUCGCACUAUAACCAGCACAGCACAGACUAUGAGCCAUCCAUCCUAUCUGUGCCUUUUUUCCCCAUAAAACCAACAGGAGCAUUAUUAUUGGACAAUAACCUAGAGCCAGUUGAUACUAAAUAACAAAAAAAAAGAGUUU